UGUAGAUCUUUCUCUUCUUCUUCUUCUUCUUGGUCUUCUUAUUCUUCUUCUUCUUCUUCUUCUUCCUCUCCUCAUCAUCAUCAUAAUUAUAAUCUUUUCCAAAACCUAGCUAGAGAGAGAGAGAGAGAGAGGAGGGGGGAGGGGGGGUGCGGCAGGCAGUAGAAAUUAAUGAAAGUAAGUUUCUUGGUGAAUUAUAAUUGCAAGGAAGCUAGGUAGGAGGAGGUGUAUGGCAAUUGCAGCAACAAUGAGCAGCAGCAGCCAGCAAGAUGAUCCCAGCCUCAGUAAAGAUGAUGAUGUUAUUGAUCAGCAUGAGCACGACACGGUGAUGCCCGGCUUUCGAUUCCAUCCCACUGAGGAAGAACUCAUCGACUUCUACCUUCGCCGUAAGGUAGAGGGCAAGCGAUUCAACGUUGAACUCAUCACUUUCCUCGACCUCUAUCGCUAUGACCCUUGGGAACUUCCCGCCAUGGCGGCAAUUGGGGAGAAGGAGUGGUUCUUCUACGUGCCCAGAGACAGGAAGUAUCGAAACGGGGAUCGGCCGAACCGGGUGACGACGUCCGGGUACUGGAAGGCAACCGGAGCUGAUAGGACGAUAAGGGGCGAGAAUUCAAGGUCAAUUGGGCUGAAGAAGACCCUUGUUUUCUACUCCGGCAAGGCUCCCAAAGGCAUCCGGACCAGCUGGAUCAUGAACGAAUAUCGCCUCCCGCACCAUGAAACCGAAAGAUUACAGAAGGCAGAAAUUUCGCUGUGUCGAGUCUACAAGAGACCAGGGGUGGAGGAUCAUCAUCAUCUGUCGCUGCCUCGCUCGCUCCUGACGAGGGCAUCGUCAUCCAAGACCACCCAGAUGGACAAGAUGAAGAAUGCUGCGACCAGCCAAGCCACCAUGGAAAGAUCAUUCCAAGCUCUUGGAGGGCCUAAUAACUCUCAGGUGGCCGAUGAUCGGUCGACUGAGAAAAUGAGUGAAACGAGUGGAAGCAGCAGCACAGAUGUUGGGCUCUCCAAGCACAAUUAUAAUUCUUACAUGGAAAUGGCACCAAUGGCUUCCAUGGAGCAACAAUCCAAGCAAUUACUGAUCCCCAAUUGCACCACAGUGUUUACUGGAACAAACCCUAAUUUCAAUUUGGUGCCACAGAAUUAUAACUACAACUCUGUGGAUGAGCUCCACAGGCUGGUAAGCUACCAUCAGCAGCAAGGUAACUCAAUCCACCAUCAUUAUCAUCAUCAGCAGCAGCAGCAGCAUUUCUACUACAAUCCCAGCUCCCAGUUCUCCACUCUGCAGCCACAGCCACAGCCACAGCCACUGCCGCAAGGCGCGCUUCAGGCUGCCUUCUUGGACAGUCGAUUAUGGGACUGGAGCGCGAUCGAUGAGGGUAACAAAGACUACACCAGCCCUUUCAAGUAAUUAUAUAUAUAUAUAUAUAUCUAGCUAGCUAGAUAUAUGAAGUGGAUAUAUAUAUAUAUGACAUACUAAUUAGAUGCAUAUAUAUAUUUAUUUAUCUGAUUAAUGCUGAUUUAGUUAAGCUCUUUUCUACCCUGGUAUUGUUGUUAAGAAGCUGGUCUUCCAGUCAUUGGUAUUGCAGAUUAAUAAUUUGUUGCUGUAUUAGGGUUUAGGAUUUUGGUGGGCUGAUGAGUAAGUCUUGCUCUCCAGCUUAAUUAGUUCUUAAUCAAUGGGUCUGCUAUACUGUUUAUGAGAACUUGCUGCUUCGUUUCAAUUAAUUAAUGUCAACGUUUCAGGAUUCAAAUUAGGCUUC
This is a messenger RNA of Diospyros lotus (date-plum), 1751 nucleotides long. Its product is annotated as NAC domain-containing protein 35-like. Gene Ontology annotation, molecular function: DNA binding. The record is from RefSeq and is a predicted model, not a curated record. Gene Ontology annotation, biological process: regulation of DNA-templated transcription. Lineage: Eukaryota; Viridiplantae; Streptophyta; Magnoliopsida; Ericales; Ebenaceae. The coding region runs from base 227 to 1402 and encodes 391 amino acids. The transcript has 3 exons.